This is a messenger RNA of Angiostrongylus costaricensis, 405 nucleotides long. The record is from the annotation of a GenBank genome assembly. NCBI's taxonomy places the organism in Eukaryota, Metazoa, Nematoda, Chromadorea, Rhabditida, Metastrongylidae.
AUGUUUCUGGAUCGUCUACGUACUGCGCAGCCCAACAGCGCGUACGUGAUGGAGUCCUUCGACGUUACCGCCCUUUAUACAAACGUGUCGAAUGACUCCGCAAUGCAAGCCAUAUUCGAACUCCUUACACAACACGAAGGAGAAAUAAACAUAUGGUCUGGAAAGUACUACGCUCAAAUAAGAGGGUUGGCGAUGGGACAACGACUGGCUCCAAGCCUUGCCAUUGCAUUGAUGUCUAAGGUGGAAGCACCGGUGACUGAACUCGGGCCGCUACUCUACUGUAGUUCUGGAAGCGAUGAUUUCGUUGAAGGCAUUCUUUGCGUCAUCGUGAUUGGUGAAGCAUUUCUCGCGCAGAAAAUCGUAAAGCUGCUUGAAGAUGUGAUAGCUGAUAGGCGUGAAAUCUGA